UGAGCACUCUUCAUUUCAUUGUCAAUCAAGUACCUGCACUUCUUUGUGAGUGAGAGAUUAACAAAGAGAGGAAUUACUAUAUUUAGAAAAUAGAAAGCGAUGGCUAUAUCUGGUCAUUGGGCAUUUGCUUUUGGGGUCCUUGGAAAUAUUGUCUCGUUUAUUGUUUUCCUCUCUCCACUGCCUACAUUUUAUAAAAUUUACAAGAAGAAAUCAACAGAAGGCUAUCAAUCAAUUCCAUAUGUGAUUGCGCUUUUUAGUUCCAUGCUUUGGAUAUACUAUGCAUUUUUGAAGACCAACACAACACUUCUCAUCACCAUAAACUCCUUUGGUGUCUUUAUUGAGACCAUCUACGUUGGUUUCUACCUUUUCUAUGCACCAAAGAAAGCCAGGGUCCACACUGUGAAGAUGCUCCUUUUAACAGUGGUUGGUGGAUUUGGUGCAAUUAUCCUCGUUACCCAAUUUCUAUUCAAAGGAGCGGCCCGUGGCCAAGUGGUUGGGUGGAUUUGUCUUGUGUUCUCCUUGUGCGUGUUUGUAGCACCAUUAUGCAUUGUGAGACAAGUAAUCAAGACGAAGAGUGUGGAAUACAUGCCAAUUCUCCUAUCCGUUUUUCUAACAUUGAGCGCUGUGAUGUGGUUCUUUUAUGGACUUCUAUUAAAAGACGUUAACAUUGCUGCUCCAAACAUAUUGGGAUUUAUCUUUGGUAUUCUCCAAAUGGUGCUCUAUGCAAUGUACCGCAAAAAAGAGAACCUCAUCGUUAGGGAGCAGAACCUUGCUGAGGUACAAAAUCCUGUCAUAAUCUUGGACGAUAACAAGAAGAUUCCAGAACUAACAGAAGAACAGAUAAUAGACAUAGUGAAGCUUGGUAGAUUGGUUUGUUCGGGCAAAGUUCAAAUGGCUUCAACUCUGCAUCAAAAUGCAGCUAAAGAAGAGAAGCUAUCCAGUUUGCAAACAAUGGAGGCCUAAGACUUUGUGAACCUUUAAGUGGCACCAUGUGUUUUAUUAAUUUUAAUUAAGCCACACAAAAUGAAAGGCUAUUCUGAUUUCUGAUUCACCUCUAGUGUUUCCCAUCAUAAGAUGGAAUUUGAUGGGAAUUAAGUCUCUGUUGUGUUGUAAUUAAGUUUCAAUUGUGUUUCAUUUCUCCAUUAAAUCAAGCUCCCUUAAUCAUGGGACAAUUUGUUCAA
Lycium ferocissimum is the source of this 1181-nucleotide messenger RNA. RefSeq names its product bidirectional sugar transporter SWEET10-like. The coding region runs from base 100 to 963 and encodes 287 amino acids. The record is from RefSeq and is a predicted model, not a curated record. Gene Ontology annotation, cellular component: membrane. Gene Ontology annotation, biological process: carbohydrate transport. Gene Ontology annotation, molecular function: sugar transmembrane transporter activity. Lineage: Eukaryota; Viridiplantae; Streptophyta; Magnoliopsida; Solanales; Solanaceae. The transcript is spliced from 6 exons.